This is a messenger RNA of Grammomys surdaster, 471 nucleotides long. It is a transcript of the gene Ndufa2, whose product is annotated as NADH:ubiquinone oxidoreductase subunit A2. Bases 66 to 362 code for a protein of 98 amino acids. The transcript is spliced from 3 exons. The record is from RefSeq and is a predicted model, not a curated record. Lineage: Eukaryota; Metazoa; Chordata; Mammalia; Rodentia; Muridae.
UGCCGCUAUUGGUCCGAUUGGGGGUGCCUCUCAGGUCGUGAUUCGGCGCGCCUUUGCUAGCAAAGAUGGCGGCCGCUGCCAGCCGAGUUGCUGGUGCUAAGCUGGGGCUGCGUGAGAUUCGCAUUCACUUAUGCCAGCGUUCCCCGGGCAGCCAGGGUGUGAGGAAUUUCAUCCUGCAACGGUAUGUGGAGCUGAAGAAGGCGCACCCCGACCUGCCCAUUCUAAUCCGCGAAUGUUCGGAGGUGCAGCCCAAGCUCUGGGCCCGCUAUGCUUUUGGCCAAGAGAAGAGUGUGUCUCUGAACAAUCUGAGUGCUGAUGAGGUAACCAGAGCCAUGGAGAAUGUGCUAAGUGGCAAAGCCUGAAGUGUCUCCACUGAGGACGGUGAGCAAGAGCACCAGAACCUAUUGACUGAAGACAAUGUGGGGAAAUGUGUUCUUUUGGUCCUUAUAAAGCUUAACGCUGUACAGUGUU